AAAGGGCAAAGAUAUGGUGUUGUCGGUAAACUUUUGGCAACUCUGAAGAAACGUGAAGCUGAAGGUCAAUGGGUUGUUGUGACAUCCUCUAAAACCUGCAGCCUCUGUUUCUAUGAUGAUAUGCAAAUUGUUGAUAAUCCAGACUCAAGGGUACCGGCGUUCUUCAUUGCAAGCAAUGUCUAAAGCUAUGGCAGAGAGACGUUAACGCCGCUAUCAAUACGAUGACCAUCUCUCGAGCAGUUUGGUAUGGAGCCGGAAGACCCGACGUUUUCAUGCCAGCGAAGAAGAAGAAAUUAUCGCCGUAAUAAAAACGGUUUUCCUUACAUUUUGAGGAUUCAGAUCAUUAC
This is a messenger RNA of Mycotypha africana, 347 nucleotides long. RefSeq lists its product as uncharacterized. The record is from RefSeq and is a predicted model, not a curated record. The annotation marks the transcript as partial. NCBI's taxonomy places the organism in Eukaryota, Fungi, Mucoromycota, Mucoromycetes, Mucorales, Mycotyphaceae. The transcript has a single exon.